Molecule: messenger RNA, 2073 nt
Organism: Impatiens glandulifera
Lineage: Eukaryota; Viridiplantae; Streptophyta; Magnoliopsida; Ericales; Balsaminaceae
Product: probable polyamine transporter At3g13620
Exons: 7
Coding region: 1-2073 (690 amino acids)
Biological process (GO): transmembrane transport
Cellular component (GO): membrane
Molecular function (GO): transmembrane transporter activity
Source: RefSeq, a predicted model, not a curated record
AUGACUAAUGGGUCUGGUACCAUCCUUCCCACUACCGCUGCCGCCGGCGGCGGCGGAAUCAUUCAUGUUGCCAAGAAACUAACACUCCUUCCACUCAUCUUUCUCAUUUACUUCGAAGUUGCCGGCGGUCCCUACGGUGAGGAGCCGGCUGUCCAAGCAGCCGGACCCUUUUAUGCAAUCUUAGGCUUUUUAUUAUUCCCUUUUAUUUGGAGUGCGCCGGAAGCCCUAAUCACAGCCGAACUUUCCACCGCCUUCCCAGGUAAUGGCGGGUUCGUUAUUUGGGCCGAUCGUGCGUUCGGUCCUUUUGUUGGGAAUCUUAUGGGUUGGUGGAAACUCUUUUGCGGGGUUAUCAAUGUCGCCGCGUUCCCUGCCCUCUGCGUUAGCUAUCUCGAAAAACUCUUCCCCAUUUUAGAAGGAGGUUAUCCACGAACCAUAGCCGUCACCGGUUCAACUCUUGUAUUAUCCUUUCUUAAUUAUUUAGGGCUAACGAUUGUCGGUUACGCUACUGUAAUCCUUGGGAUAGUUUCUCUUCUCCCGUUUAUUAUCAUGACAGUGAUCGCAAUCCCGAAAAUUGAUACCAAACGAUGGCUUAAUCGUGGCCAAGAAGGCGUGAAGAAGGAUUGGACUCUUUUCUUUAAUACCCUCUUCUGGAAUCUAAAUUUCUGGGACAAUGUUAGCACUCUCGCCGGCGAAGUCGAUAAACCGCAUAAGACUUUCCCAACUGCCCUUUUCACCGCUGUUGUUUUCACUUGCUUGGCGUACAUUCUUCCUCUCAUGGCCGUCACUGGAGCUAUAUCCGUCGACCAGAGUAUGUGGGAAACAGGGUUCAUGGCGACCGCCGCGGAGAUGAUCGCAGGAAAAUGGCUUAAAAUCUGGAUCGAGAUCGGUGCGGCAUUGUCGGCGAUCGGAUUGUAUGAGGCCCAAUUAAGCAGCAGCGCUUAUCAGGUUGUGGGUAUGACGGAGAUUGGGAUUCUACCAAAAUGCUUCGGUAGGCGAUCGAGUUACUUCCACACACCGUGGUUGGCGAUCCUAAUGGCGACGGCGGUUUGCAUUGGAGCUUCGUUCUUGGACUUCACAGAGAUUGUGGCGUCGGCGAACUUUCUGUAUAGCCUUGGGAUGAUUCUGGAGUUGGCAGCGUUUUAUAGGUUGAGGAUGAAGUAUCCGAAGAUGAACCGUCCGUAUAGAGUGCCGAUGAAUUUGGUCGGGUUGCUAAUUGUGUUUAUAGCUCCUGUAAUAUUCCUGGUAGUGAUCAUGGUGAUUGCAGAUAAGGUGGUUUAUUUGAUCAGUGGGAUCAUAACUGUGUUUGCUAUCGGAUGGUAUUUCUUUGUCAAGCUAUGCAAAUCCAAGAAUUGGAUUGAAUUUGGCGUACGAGAUGACCAAUAUGAUAUUGAUGGAUCCAGAAUUGCUGGUGUUUCAGGUAAAUCUCCAUGCAAGGCCCCAAGAUCUCCCAGAUCUCCAAGGACAAGGGCAAAUAAACGUAAAAGGAUUGUCCAAGAAUCAGCUCCCGAACCAGCUCCCAAUGCAGCUCCAAAAGCAGCUUUCAAAGCAGAACAAAAAGAUGCUGUGAAGUCAAUAGGUUUUGGCGCUCUACUUUCAUUAUCGCUUUCAAAAUGCCCCGGGGAGAUCUCUCGUUAUCUAGUCAGAAAGUUUGACUGCAAUAAAUGUUCAUUCACCCUAGAGAAUGGUGAGGAAGUGAAAAUCGAAGAAGAGGACGUUCAUAUGGUAUUGGGUCUCCCUAGAGGGGAGCUGGAUAUUGUAGAAUAUCAGAAUAAGGAGAUUGAUGACAAGUUGAAGGCAUUUAGGACUCGAUGGGGUAACCUAUCCAGGUAUAGAAUUCUGAAAAAUAUUUCAGAUGUUGACAAUAUCAAGAAGUUCAAUUGGGUGAGCAACCCUGAACUGGGAGGAGUUACUGAGCGACGAUUUCCUAUACUGUCAUGUUGGAAUGACACAACGUUGAAGUUUAGGCUGGAUACAAAGUUUGAUAAUGGAGGAUUCGGACGUGGAAGCGUUCUGGGACGCAUUCCACUACCGGGGAUGUGGGAGGAGAGCAACGACGAGGAUAAUGAUUUCUGA